AUGGGUGUGCUGGUGCUGGUGCUGGGCGCGCUGCUGGGCGCGCCGUGGCGGGCGCUGCACGGGGCGCCGCUGGCCGAGCUCUCGGGGGACCAGGACUUCCAGCUCUUCCUGCACAAGAACCUCGAGUUCACCCGCAAGAUCAAGGGGGAUGUGGCCGCGCUGCAACGCGUGGUGUGCGACACCUUCCAGCUGUGCAAGGAGGAAGAGCUGCUGCUGGUGCAGCAGGACCUGCGCAUCACGCAGGUGGCCCUGGAGCAGUGCCACCGCCCCAGCUUCCAGGCGGAGGCUUGCUUCAGCCAGAUCCGCGACGGGCUCCACGCCUACCACAGCUCCCUCACCGCUGUCCUGGAGCUGCUGCCCUCGCACGCCGGCCUGGUGGAGACGCUGCAGCUGGACGCGGCCAACCUCUCCUCCAACAUCCAGCAGCAGAUGGAGGACCUGGGCCUGGACACGGUGACGUUCCCCGCCGAGGGCCGCGGCCCCCUCCCCGCCUUCUCCUCCCGCUUCCAGCACCAGGUCGGCGGCUUCCUCAUCCUGGCCAACUUCCAGCGGUUCCUGGAGACGGCGUACCGGGCGCUGCGGCACCUCGCCCGCCUCUGACGCCCGGCCCCGCGCCGCCCCGCGCUAUUUAUUCCCCAGCCCCAGCGACCUUCCCCGCUUAUUUAAUAUUUAUCGCUAUUUAAUAUUUAUCCGGCCGGGGAGGCUCCCCCCUGCCCUUCGGUCCCCAAGCAGGGCAGCCAGCCCUGCGGUGGCAUCCGCGCACGGGCGUCUGUGCGCAGCAUCGCCCUUGUUUAAUAUUUAAACAAAAGAGUAUCUCUGCUAGGAGUUUUGGGAGCCGGGCCAAGCCUUGGCUCCUGCACCGCCUGCACCGGGAGCUGCGGUGACCCCGCGGCGUCCCGCUGAGCCCAGGGGAAUCCGCCUUCGUCCGCAGCUGGAGAUGCUCCGGAGCAGCACCUCCCUGCCCAGGCUGCAGCCUGCGGGGACAGAGCUGACGGGCGUUAUUCCUAUUAGGCUUAUUCACGUUAAUUAAUAUUUAUUAGCCGUUAGGUUAGGAGGGAGGGGAGGACGG
Molecule: messenger RNA, 1069 nt
Organism: Cygnus olor (mute swan)
Lineage: Eukaryota; Metazoa; Chordata; Aves; Anseriformes; Anatidae
Gene: CSF3
Product: colony stimulating factor 3
Exons: 5
Coding region: 1-600 (199 amino acids)
Biological process (GO): immune response; positive regulation of myeloid cell differentiation; positive regulation of cell population proliferation
Cellular component (GO): extracellular region
Molecular function (GO): growth factor activity; cytokine activity
Source: RefSeq, a predicted model, not a curated record